GCCAAUAGCGGUAGACGUAUGGUGGUCAGGUGGUUUGUCUAUGUGUGGGUGGAGAAGCUGUAAGGUUGUCGGUUGUUCCUGUAAUGGCGGAACGCGGGGACUCCGAUGCCGGGCGCUACAAUAACGAUAUAAGGAUGGCACAGCAGCAGCAGCAGCCUGCGCUGCGGUUUCGGGGCCCCACACCACCACCUACAGCUGUUUUAAGAGGUCCUCCUCCUCUUUUGCGUCCACCACCACCUUUUGGCAUGAUGAGAGGUCCUCCACCACCUCCACGUCCCCCUUUUGGGAGACCCCCCUUUGACCCAAAUAUGCCACCAAUUCCACCACCCAGCGGUAUUCCUCCUCCCAUAGGGCCUCCACAUCUUCAGCGACCCCCCUUUAUGCCCCCACAUAUAGGUGGUAUGCCACCUCCUGGAAUGCUUUUUCCACCUGGAAUGCCACCUGUGUCUUCACCUGCCACUGUAUCUAAUCCCAGUCCAAACACUGCUCCUACACAAGCCCCAACUUUGCCUCCAAAUGAGGAAAUAUGGGUGGAGAACAAAACACCAGACGGCAAGGCUUAUUUCUACAAUGCUCGUACCCGUGAAUCGGCAUGGUCAAAGCCAGAUGGUGUGAAAGUCAUUCAGCAGUCAGAAUUGACUCCAAUGAUGACAGCUCAAGUGCAGACUCAAGCUCAAGUAGUCCAGGCACAAGUGGUUCAGGCUCAAGCAGCACAAGUUCAGGGACAAGGUCAAGUGCAGACCCAGACUUCUCAUGCACAGGCUGUCUCAGGUGCCUCUCCGACCACAAGUAGUCCAUCAUUAAUGGUAUCUUCAUCUGUGGCUUCAUCUAGUCAGUCUUCUACAACAAAUACUAGCACAUCGACUUCUCUCUCACAAGUUGUACCUAGUUCAUCAGCUCCUGAUCAGUCCCAGAGUAUUACUGUGACUACAACAGCCCCUGUCAGUGUUGCAGUUUCACUGCCCACAGUCUCUUCAGUGCAGGCUCUUUCUCAGCAACUCACCCAGACAUUGCCACCCACUGUUACUCAUGCUUUGCCACAACCGACAGCAGCAAUUCCAGCUUUUCCUCCAGUCAUGGUACCACCAUUUCGUGUUCCUAUUCCUGGCAUGCCCAUACCGCUACCAGGUGUAGCAAUGAUGCAAAUAGUAAGCUGCCCGUAUGUAAAGACAGUGGCUACUUCCAAAACCGGUGUCUUACCUGGCAUUGCCCCUCCACUUGUUCCAAUGAUUCAUCCUCAAGUGGCCCUUGCUGCUUCUCCUGCGACUUUAGCGGGAGCGACCAUAAUGUCAGAGUGGUCUGAAUAUAAAACUGCUGAUGGAAAAACAUACUACUAUAAUAACCGCACUUUGGAGUCCACGUGGGACAAACCUCAGGAACUGAAAGAAAAGGAUAAGGAAGUAGAGAAACUUAAGGAACCUGUUAAGACUGAACCAGCAGUGGAAGACCCCCAGCCAAUGGAGGCUGAGGAAGACGUGCCAAAGGAAGAACCUCCCAAGGAAAUAAAGGAGGAGCCAAAAGAAGAAGAAAUGACAGAGGAGGAAAAAGCUGCCCAAAAAGCCCGGCCAGUGGCUACAACCCCAAUUCCUGGCACUCCAUGGUGUGUUGUGUGGACAGGCGAUGAACGAGUCUUUUUCUACAAUCCCACUACACGUCUUUCUAUGUGGGACAGACCAGAAGAUCUCAUUGGAAGAGCUGAUGUUGACAAAAUCAUUCAGGAGCCUCCACAUAAGAGAGGGCUAGAGGAUGAUAAAAAAUACUUCAAAGAAGAUCAAGAUUCAGCAGAUGAUGCUAAUGAUGAUGAACCAAUAAAAGCAAAGAAGAGAAAGAAGGAAGAAACAGAGUCAGACAAAGAGACUGCUAUGGAGGCUGAAAUCAAAGCCGCUCGUGAGCGAGCUAUUGUUCCACUGGAUGCUCGAAUGAAACAGUUCAGAGAUAUGUUGCUGGAGAGAGGGGUAUCGGCAUUCUCCACUUGGGAAAAGGAGCUCCACAAGAUUGUAUUUGACCCUCGGUAUUUACUCCUUAAUCCCAAAGAAAGGAAACAGGUGUUUGAUCAAUAUGUAAAAACCAGGGCAGAAGAGGAAAGGAGGGAAAAGAAAAACAAGAUAAUGCAGUCAAAGGAAGACUUCAAGAAAAUGAUGGAGGAGGCAAAGAUUAACCCAAGGACUACAUUUAGUGAAUUUGCAACCAAACAUGCCAAAGAUAUCCGCUUCAAGGCUAUUGAAAAAAUGAAGGAUCGGGAAAUCUUGUUUAAUGAAUAUAUGAUUGCCGCAAGAAAGAAGGAGAAAGAAGACUCUAAAAAUAAAGGAGAAAAGGUGAAGCUGGACUUCUUUGACCUCUUAGGCAAUCACCAUUUGGAUGCCCAGUCUCGCUGGAGCAAAGUCAAAGACAAAAUAGAGAGCGAUUCUCGGUACAAGGCAGUAGAAAGCUCAUCAGCUAGAGAGGAUCUUUUCAAGCAGUAUAUUGAGAAGGUAGUAAAAAAUUUAGAUACAGAGAAAGAAAAGGAACUGGAAAGACAGGCUCGUAUCGAGGCCAGCUUACGUGAACGAGAGCGAGAGGUUCAGAAGGCACGAUCUGAGCAAACCAAGGAGAUUGACAGGGAGCGAGAGCAGCACAAGCGAGAAGAGGCAAUCCAGAACUUUAAAGCUCUUCUGUCUGAUAUGGUCCGAUCAUCUGAUGUUUCAUGGUCUGACACCAGAAGAACGCUUAGAAAAGAUCACAGAUGGGAGUCUGGCUCCCUACUGGAAAGGGAAGAAAAGGAAAAACUUUUCAAUGAGCACAUUGAUGCCCUUACAAAAAAGAAGCGUGAACAUUUCAGACAACUACUGGAUGAAACCUAUUCUAUCACUUUAACUUCAACCUGGAAGGAGGUAAAGAAAAUAAUAAAGGAUGAUCCUCGCUUCAUCAAGUUUUCUUCCAGUGACCGGAAAAGACAGCGGGAAUUUGAAGAAUAUAUCCGCGAUAAACACAUCACUGCCAAAGCUGAUUUCAGAACUCUCUUGAAAGAGACAAAAUUUAUUACGUACAGAUCGAAAAAAUUAGUUCAGGAAUCUGAUCAGUACCUGAAGGAUGUAGAAAAGAUUCUGCAAAAUGACAAACGCUAUCUAGUACUUGACUGCAUUCCUGAGGAACGACGGAAGCUUAUUGUAUCCUAUGUAGAUGACUUAGACAGACGUGGCCCCCCGCCCCCACCUACUGCCUCAGAGCCUGCACGAAGAUCCACAAAAUAGUGGGACAUUUUAGAGACUACUAUAAUGUCCGUUGAUACCAACUGCAUGAGCCACCUGCAAAGUUUAUAUGAAAUCACAGUACUAAAUUCAAGUCAGCAAAAUGGAAACCUAACAUGGAGGAGCAGCGGCAGUAGCUUUUCAGCUAAAAAUGGUUAUCUGUGCAACACUCUAGCAAUGUAACCUAGUGUCUUUGUAUCACAGCUGUCAUAUUCGCUUGACUAGCAUUCCCAAAUCUGUCUUGUCAUCUACAACAGUCUGCUCACUUCAGGUCCAGAUGAAUUGAAAUUGUGGUGUUAGGACACCUAGCCACAUGGUAUUUUAUGGCAUCAUUUUGCAUCUUAAGACAGAGUUCUUUCCAGACUUUUCCUCCCUGAUAGGAAAGUGCUAAUAUGUUGCCGGAGUCCAAAAAAGGAGCCACUCAGUCUUUACAUAGGUUUUAUUUUUUUAUUUUUCUUGUUUCCCAAGCGAUGUCAGUAAAAUCACAAGUUAGAAUGAGGCCUUUGUGUUGCUAUCAAACAGAUAUGAUAGCAACGUUUGCUGUAUAAAAAAAAAAAUAUUCUAGUGUUUUUUCUUAAUUCUUGGUUUGACCUUCAUUUCAUUUUCAGUAGAUGAUUACCCAUCAAGGUAAUUCUUGUAAAAGCUUAUGCUCCUUUUAAGAUUUGUGUUUCUGAAGAAUAAUUUUGUUGGGUUUGUUCGGUUAAUGUAUUUGAAGUACAAUAAACCUUUUUUUU
This is a messenger RNA of Hyla sarda, 3961 nucleotides long. RefSeq names its product transcription elongation regulator 1 (gene TCERG1). NCBI's taxonomy places the organism in Eukaryota, Metazoa, Chordata, Amphibia, Anura, Hylidae. The coding region runs from base 84 to 3230 and encodes 1048 amino acids. Gene Ontology annotation, cellular component: nucleus. Gene Ontology annotation, molecular function: RNA polymerase binding; transcription coregulator activity. The transcript has 21 exons. The record is from RefSeq and is a predicted model, not a curated record.